UUCUAUGUCAUCAUUUUUAUAACAAAGAAGAGUGGUAGAACACAGAGAGGCCAGAUUCACUAAAGGUGGAUGUUUCAUUUUAGCAAGUUUCUUAAACAUUGGAAAUCAACGAAAUUGAGAAGAAAAGCAUUUAGUAUACAUUGUUUCAUAUUCUCCAUGUUUAUUCAUGAUUUAAAAAAAAAAAAAAAGUUUCCUAUAACACCAGUUCUGUGGUGGCAUUCGAUUUUGAUGCUUAUUUCUCUGACUCUCUCCGGGGGGACACAGGAGACUGAUGGGGUAAAGCACCAUCCUCCAGGAGGCAGGACACUUGAUUGACAUAUCAAAAAGUGGGCGUACCAGGACUGUAGCUUUACCCCUAGCACUUCCUCUUUUGCCUCAGUUUUCCAAGUAUCCUGUCCACAGGAGGAUGGACCCAUCGAUCUCUAGGGAGACCCAUCAAAGGAUUCUAAGGUCAGCGAAUAUCGCUGACACCCGGGGCAAGACUUGGGUCGGGGGUUCCCUUCCAUAGUUACUCUCCUACGCGGGAUGUUCAAGGACCCGGGGCCGUACGCUCUAGGCAGACUGGCCUUCCAGAUCGCAACCUGCCCCCUGAGGUGGCGCAGGGACUCUGGCCGGGAAAGCAAGUUAUUGCGACUAUGGCUUCCUGUCUUGUCGGCACCAACGCGUCCCCUCCCUGACUGUGUAACUCUGGCAGGGGAGAGAGAGGGUCGGGAGCAGGGAGCGAGAGGGCCUGUCUCCACUGGCACCUGUGGCGCUAUGCGGCUCACUCACUAUGCCGCGAUACCUCCGACGGCCAUUUUGGGAUCGGAGCCUUCAUACAGUACAGCACAAUGACGUCACCUCCCUCACGUUUAGCCGUGAAUCUGCUGGCAGCCAUUUCUCGGCACACAGGCUCCUCAGCAUAUCCUGGGCAAGUCAGGUGUGCUUGUUCUGACGACCUCCCACCUUGACACAGUUUUUGACUAACGACCUCUAGCUCCACCCCUAGCACCUUUGACUAUGGCAGAUGGUAGGACAGGGGGACUAUUUACACGGGGAGGAGGAGGAGGACAAGCUGCAGCAGGUGGGGCACAGGUAACAUUUUAUAAUUGCACAAAAUGUCACUAUACAUUUCAUGGGGGUCAGGCACAGCCGCUCUGCUGAUCUGGUCUACUGGGGGAAGAGUCACCCCCAGCGCACACAGAGUGUGCAAGCAACCAAGGGGGAUCAGGUUGGGCCUCCCCCCCCCCCCCCCAAGAGGAUGUUGCACAAACUCCCUACAGCUAGGCCAAAUCCAGAGACUUCAGCCCCCUCCUGGGCUGUACAAUUAUCCCAGUCACUUUCUUCACUCCAAAACAUACCAUCUCUGGCUGAAACGAUUGCAAACUCUAGCAAAUUCCAUUGAAAAAUUUGUCACAAGUUCAUGAAAGUGCAGGAAAGAAGAGUAAAAAGACGAGUUCCAAAAGCAUACUACCUGUUACCCCCCCCCCCCCGCCUUGCCUCUUCAGUCAUCGGAUUCGGAGUCUGAGCAAGAGGGCAAAGUAUUCUCCUCCAUUUCCAAUUCAGAGCUUGAAGAGGAGGGAGUAACAGACAAAGAUACCCAUCAUGAUGUUGAGGGUAUCAUAAAAGCAGUUAUAGCAACCCUGAAACUAGAGCAACCUGCUGAUCAACAGACACAAACCAAAGGUCUGUUUAAAAGACAACGCAAAACCUUAACCGAGUUCCCGUCACACGAUCAGUUAGGGGCAAUCAUUCAAGAUGAAUGGGAUACACCAGACAGGAAAUUUCGAACUAACCGUAAAUUUUCUAAACGUUAUCCUUUAUCUAAAGAACAAGUCGACAAGUGGGCAACACCUCCUACGGUGGAUGCUCCGGUUUCCAGGUUAUCUAAAAAAUACUCCCCUGCUAGUGACCGAUGUAGCUGCCUUUUAAAGACCCUACGGAUAAGAGAAUGGAGGUAUUCUUGAGUGGUAUUCUCAGCAUCCGGCUCAGCACUUCGCCCAGCGCUAGCCACAGCAUGGGUUAGUAGAGCCAUGGAAACUUGGGCGACGUCCAUCAUUUCAGGUCUCCAAGAUGGGACUUCUAGAGCCAGUCUUCUGGAAACGGCUCGAGAAAUGGCAGAAGCCAGCGCAUAUCUUAGCGAGGCAGCUCUUGACACAACUCGGUUAGCAGUACGAUCUUCAGCCCUGGUGGUAGCUGCUCGUCGGGUGCUCAAGAACUGGUCAGCAGACCUCAGCUCCAAGAAGUCACUGAUAGCACUCCCGUUUAAAGGCUCUCCCUCAAUCCAAGUCCCGAUCAGCUAACACCUUUCGCAGGGGAAAAUAUUUUCAUGGCCAAAGUAGCAAAACGUUCUACUUCCUCACGCAGAUCCAAUUUCCGCAACAGGUUCUCGGACAAGAACAAGCCAAGUUGGAGAUCAAACAAAUCCCAAGGCAAACCCUCUCAAGACAAACCUAAUUCAGCAUGACGGGGUGAGCCCCUUAGGGCCGCAGGGGGCAGACUACUUCAGUUCCAGGAUACGUGGGUCCAACACGCCUCCGAAUCCUGGAUAAGGGAAAUCGUUACGGAAGGGUAUCAUCUCGAUUUUUGGAAGACCCCCCCCCCCAGAAAGUUCUUCAUGUCCACAAUACCCACCGAUCCCAACAAAGCAUUUCACAAAUGUAUUACAACUCUUGUAAUAGAAAACGGGAGUAAUCAUUCCAGUACCCUCCUCAGCAGAAAUUUUACGGUUUCUACUCCAAUUUGUUUUUGGUUCCAAAAAAGGGGGGAGGUUCCGGCCUGUUCUGGAUCUCCAAAGAAUUGAACAAAUAUGUCAGAACAGUGAGGUUCAAGAUGGAGACGUUAGUCAGUCAUCCGGGGUAUGGGUCCAAAUCAAUUGCUCAUGUCCUUAGACAUCAAGGACGCAUAUCUACAUGUCACGAUCUGGCCCGCACACCAACGCUAUCUGAGAUUUGCAUUCCGCAACCAACGCUACCAGUUUGUGGCACUACCUUUCGUCAGUCCUUGGCGGUCUCUGCAGCAUCAAUGAGGCUCCAACGAAUAUAAGUGACGCCCUACUUGGACAAUCUUCUCCUCAAGGCCAACACAGUGGAACAAGCACAAACUGUUUGAGUCUGGCAACUGAUAAUCCAACAAUUUGGUUUGUGGAUCAAUUGGAAGAAAUCGCAGAUAUAACCAGCCCAUCAGAUGAUUUUUCUAGGGUUGGGGUUCGACACAGUUUUGCAAAAGGUUUUCCUGUCACAGGACAAACAAGCCAAAUUGCAGAAACAGAUAUCCAGUCUACUCUGAUCUCCUCGCCCAACGAUCCAACAAGCCAUGAAAGUGCUAGGCUCGAUGGUAUCUACCAUGGAAGCAGUCCCAUUUGCACAAAUCCACCUGCGACCCUUACAGUCAGACAUUCUAAGAUGCUGGAAGAGGGGAUUACUGAGGCAAACUUUUCCGCUGUCCAACGAGACCAAAGCUUCCCUAAAGUGGUGGCUCAGACCGAGUACACUGACCAAAGGUCAAUCUUGGUAGACCCCAGAAUGGACUAUUCUGACAACAGGUGCCAGCCUCUCUGGAUGGGGAGUGACAUGGCACAGAUUCACGGCACAGGGAAAAUGGUCAAUACAGGAGACCAAGAUGCCAAUAAAUCUAUUAGAACUCAGAGCGAUUCGACUAGCCCUAGUCAACUGUGCGUCAGAACUGAGGACACAAGCCAUCAGAGUGCAGUGCGACAAUGCCACAGCCGUGGCAUACAUAAACCGACAGGGAGGCACCAGAAGCAAGGGUGAACUAAAAGAAGCCGAAAAGAUCAUACUCUGGACGGAACGAAACCUAGUACAGUUGUCUGCAAUUCCGGGGGUAUCCAACGUUCAAGCAGACUUCCUCAGCCGUCACCAAAUAGACUCAGGGGAAUGGGAACUUCACCUCGAAGUAUUUGAGGACAUAGUUCAAAAGUGGGGAAUUCUGCAGAUAGAGCUCAUGGCGUGCAGAGCGGAUUGCAAAGACCACAGCUUCGUUGCUCGGUACAGGGAUCUGAUGGCAGAUGGGAUCGAUGCCACGACCCAGUCGUUUCAACCUAGCUUAUGUGUUCCCACCGAUUCCCAUGCUACCCAGGGUUCUCGAGAAGAUACGUCAAUCGGAUCUCUUGUUGAUAGCCCCCUUUUGGCCAAGAAGAACUUGGUUUCACGACCUACAAAAUAUGUCCGUGGAAGAGUGCAUCCCUCUACCUCGCAAGUGGGACCUACUACAGCAAGGUCCCAUUCAUCACUCCAAUCCAAUGCUCUUCAAUUUAACGGCUUGGCUAUUGAAGAGUCCAUCUGGAGAAAGAAGGGUGUUUCCGAAGAAGUGAUUGCCACUCUAAUACCUGCAAGAAAGCCAGUUUCAGUCACAAUUUAUCACAGAAUCUGGUCAUGGUGUCAAGAGAAGAACAUCGAUUUUGAGACUCUUUCGAUACCAGCUAUACUAUCUUUUCUGCAAAAAGGUCUUGAUAUUGGACUACAGUUAAACUCUCUCAAGGUGCAGAUUUCUUCGCUGUCACUGCUGUUUCAGCACAAGAUAGCCUUGGACAACACAGUCCAAGAGUUCGUUCAAGGAGUAGCUCACAUAGUUCCUCCACGUCGACGUCCAACACCUACUUGGGAUUUAAAUGUGGAACUCGCAGCUCUCAUGGAUCCCCCAUUUGAACCCAUAUCGCCUGUGGAUCUUUAGUGGCUUACUUGGAAAGUAGUUUUCCUAGUAGCAAUCUCAUCUGCAAGUAGAGUAUCCGAACUAGCAGCACUCUCAUGCGACCCUCAACUCUUGGUGUUCCACAAACAUAAGGCAGUACUUCGAACCAAGUCCUCAUUUCUACCCAAAGUGGUAUCUCUUUUCACCUCAAUCAGGAGAUAGUGGUACCUUCCCUCUGUCCGGAUCCCAAGAAUCCUAAGGAGAAAAGAUUGCAUGGUUUAGACGUAGAGCACUCAGGUGUUAUACUAAGCAUACUAAAGUGAUCAGACGUACUAAAGUGAUCAGACGUUCAGAUUCACUCUUCAUCAUUCCAUCAGGCCCAUGCACGUCCAAGACGACAUCAAGAUGGAUAAGAGAAGCCUUUGGAAGAGCAUAUAUAUAUAGCCAAAGGAAAGUCGCCUCCAUUGAAAAUUCGGGCGCACUCCACGAGGGCAAUGGGGGCCUCGUCGGCCUGGGAAACUCUGCUUCGAUGGAACAGAUCUGCAGAGCAGCAACCUGGUCCACAAUUCACACAUUUACAAAGUUUUACCGCCUGGACACCUUUGCGUCGGCGGAAGCGGCGUUUGGCCACAAAGUACUGCAUGCAGUGGUGCAUGCCUAAGGGCAAGCAUUCACAGCACCUUUGCCCACCCUGCUGUUUUUGGGGCUGCUUUGGUAAGUCCCCAUCAGUCUCCUGUGUACCCCGUAGAGUCAGAGAAAAUAGGAUUUAUGUACUCACCAUUAAAUCCGACAGGCGGACACAGGACAUCCCACCCAUUUAAGCUGUUCAUAACGUUGAGUUACAAUAGUUUUUUCUGUUCUACCUUGUUUAUGCCUGGUGGCCAGUUUUUUGGGGGUUUUUUUGGUACCAACUGAGGUAAAAGAGUAAGUGCUAGGGGUAAAGCUAGAUCUGCAGCUCCUUCUACAACCUAGCCUUGUGGAAUGUUUAGUAGAGAGCACCAUUGCACUAAUCUGUUCUAAAGGAUGCCUACACAGAUCAUGUUUUCCCAUAGACUAGUAACAUGAUUCCACACAUAUAAUAUUGAUACAUUGUUUCUAAUUGCCUUGCCUUUGUUUCCAUCUUCACAGGCCUUCCUUAUUUUAUAAUAAUAAUUGUAUUAACACCUUGUUCAAAACAGAUUGUUUGGGUUAUGCUACCUGUCUAAAAGUCUUCCCAUAAGAGACAGAAAAUUAGCUAUUUGUUUGAACUGUUAGCUCUCCAAAUAUAUUGCUAUUGUGCAAAGCAAGGAGCAUCAUUAUAUCAGAGAAAUGUUUUUACCUUGUUUAAAAGUGAGACACUACUAUACCAUCAUUCUUAAUCAUGUAUUCUAGGCAAUGUGGUUGGGGUAUCCUGGAACAAGCGGAGCACCAUUCAUGGAUUACAUAAUAAGUGA
This is a messenger RNA of Xenopus laevis (African clawed frog), 6062 nucleotides long. RefSeq lists its product as uncharacterized. The transcript is spliced from 2 exons. The coding region runs from base 3601 to 4671 and encodes 356 amino acids. The record is from RefSeq and is a predicted model, not a curated record. Lineage: Eukaryota; Metazoa; Chordata; Amphibia; Anura; Pipidae.